AUGUGUUGUGUUUGGAGAAGCCUCAACAGGUCAUCCAACCGGGAGAGAUUCAAUUUCACUGGUGCCACUGAGAAACCAUGGACAUUUGGGGAUUGUGGAAAAGGGUUCAAAUAUCAAUCAGAGUUGGAAAUUCAUCGACGUAGUCACACUGCGGAGAGGCCAUUCAUUUGUUCUGAGUGUGGAAAGGGAUUCACUGAGUCAUCACACCUGCUGACACAUCCAUGCGUUCACACAGAGAAGAGACCUUUUAAAGGUUCAAACUGCAAGAAGUUCAAUAAAAUUUCCAGGGACUUGAUGGCUCAUCAGCAUGUUCACUCCGAUGAGAGACACUUUGUGUGCUCUCACUGUUGGACUGGGUUCAAGUGA
Molecule: messenger RNA, 366 nt
Organism: Rhincodon typus (whale shark)
Lineage: Eukaryota; Metazoa; Chordata; Chondrichthyes; Orectolobiformes; Rhincodontidae
Product: zinc finger protein 239-like
Exons: 1
Coding region: 1-366 (121 amino acids)
Source: RefSeq, a predicted model, not a curated record